Messenger RNA from Prionailurus viverrinus (fishing cat), 6578 nucleotides. RefSeq names its product RNA binding motif protein 20 (gene RBM20). The record is from RefSeq and is a predicted model, not a curated record. NCBI's taxonomy places the organism in Eukaryota, Metazoa, Chordata, Mammalia, Carnivora, Felidae. Gene Ontology annotation, molecular function: zinc ion binding; mRNA binding. The transcript has 14 exons. Gene Ontology annotation, cellular component: nucleus. Gene Ontology annotation, biological process: regulation of RNA splicing. The coding region runs from base 26 to 3691 and encodes 1221 amino acids.
GAGCCAGGGGCCGGCCUCGCCUCACAUGGUGCUGGCCGCAGCCAUGAGCCAGGACGCGGAUCCCAGCGGCCCGGAGCAACCCGACAGAGAUGCCCGCAGCGUGCCGGGUGCACCGGCGCCCCCCGCGGCCCCCGCGCCCCCAGGCCCGCGAGGGAUGCCGCCGCCGCCGCCCCCAGCCGGCCUACCGCAGAUCAUCCAAAAUGCCGCCAAGCUCCUGGACAAGAACCCGUUCUCGGUCAGUAACCCGAACCCUCUGCUUCCUUCGCCCGCCAGUCUCCAGCUGGCCCAGCUACAAGCCCAGCUCACCCUCCACCGGCUGAAGCUGGCACAGACAGCUGUCACCAACAAUACCGCAGCCGCCACGGUCCUGAACCAAGUCCUCUCCAAAGUGGCCAUGUCCCAGCCUCUCUUCAACCAGCUCAGGCAUCCGUCUGUGAUCAGCGCCCCCCAGAGCCAUACGGGGGUGCCUCAACAUGCUGCGGCCAUGCCCAGCGCCCGGUUUCCCUCGAAUGCCAUUGCCUUCUCACCCCCAGGCCAGACGCGAGGCCCGGUACCCUCUGUGAGCCAACCCCCCAAUGCGGUGGUGAUGCAUCCUUUCAGUGGAGUCCUGCCUCAGACCCCUGCCCAGCCAGCAGUCAUCCUGGGCAUUGGCAAGACUGGGCCUGCCCCUGCUGCAGCAGGAUUCUAUGAGUAUGGCAAAGCCAACUCCAGCCAGGCAUAUGGCUCUGAAACAGACAGUCAGCCCAGCUUCCUGCCAGCCACAGCCUCUACCACGGGCAAUGUGACCUAUGAAGGGCACUACAGCCACUCAGGGCAAGAUGGCCAAGCUGCCUUUCCCAAGGACUUCUACGGACCCAACUCCCAAGGGUCGCAUGUGGCAGGUGGAUUUGCGGCCGAGCAGGCCGGGGGCAUGAAAGGCGAGGUAGGUCCCCUGCUGCAGGGUCCAAACAGCCAAUGGGAGACCCCCCACGGAUUCUCUGGCCAAAGCAAGCCCGAUCUUACAGCAGGCCCUAGCCUGUGGCCUCCACCCCCCAGCCAGCCCUAUGAGCUCUAUGACCCCGAGGAGCCCACCCCAGACAGGACCCCUCCUUCUUUUGGGGGUCGGCUAAACAACAGCAAACAGGGUUUCAGCAGUGCCCGGAGGCGGGCCAAGGAGGAGCAGGCAAUGCUGUCCGUGCGGCCCCUGCAGGCUCAUGAGCUGAAUGACUUUCACGGUGUGGCUCCCCUUCACCUCCCACACAUCUGUAGCAUCUGCGACAAGAAGGUGUUUGAUUUGAAGGACUGGGAGCUGCAUGUGAAAGGGAAACUACAUGCUCAGAAAUGCCUGGUCUUCUCUGAAAAUGCUGGCAUCCGGUGUAUACUCGGUUCAGCAGAGGGAACGCUGGGUGCCUCUCCCAACAGCACAGCCGUUUAUAAUCCUGCUGGGAACUCUGAAGAUUAUGCCUCAAACCUUGGAUCAUCGUAUGCGGCCAUUCCAGCAAGGUCAUUUGCUCAGUCAAAUCCUGCGUUUCCUUCGGCUUCCCCGGGGACAAACUUUGCACAGCGGAAAACGGGUGCUGGCCGCGUGGUGCACAUCUGCAAUCUCCCUGAAGGAAGCUGUACGGAAAAUGAUGUCAUUAACCUGGGGCUGCCUUUUGGAAAGGUCACUAAUUACAUCCUCAUGAAAUCUACUAAUCAGGCCUUUUUAGAGAUGGCUUACACAGAAGCUGCCCAGGCCAUGGUCCAGUAUUACCAAGAAAAAUCUGCCAUGAUCAAUGGUGAGAAGUUGCUCAUUCGGAUGUCCAAGAGAUACAAGGAAUUGCAGCUGAAGAAACCCGGGAAAACGGUGGCUGCCAUCAUCCAGGACAUGCAUUCCCAGAGGGAGAGGGACAUGUUCCGGGAAGCAGACAGAUACGGCCCAGAAAGGCCACGGUCUCGCAGUCCGGUGAGCCGGUCACUGUCCCCGAGGUCCCACACGCCGAGCUUCACCUCCUGCAGCUCUUCCCACAGCCCUCUGGGCCCCACCCGCACCGACUGGGGCAACAGCCGGGACUUGUGGGAGCACUCGCCCUAUGCCAGAAGGGAGGAAGAGCGAGAUUCGAGCCCCUGGAGGGAGAAUGGAGAGGACAAGAGGGACAGGGCAGACGCGUGGCCACAUGAUCGCAAACACUACCCCUGGCAACUGGACAAAGCGGAGUUAGAUGAGCGGCUGGAAGGAGGGAGGGGCCACCGAGAAAAGCACCCAAGGCCCGGGUCCCCCAGCCCGCUGCACUCCGCCUCGGGCUACAAAAGCCGAGAAGACAGCUACUACCGGAAGGAGCCCAAAGGCAAAUCGGACAAGUAUGUAAAGCAGCAGCAGGAAGCUCCCGGGAGGUCCAGGAGGAAAGAGGAGGCCAGGCUGCGGGAGAGCAGACACCCCCACCCCGAGGACUCAGGCAAGGAAGACGGGCUGGAGCCGAAGGUCACUAGGGCCCCUGAGAGCGUCAAGUCUAAGCAGAGUGAGAAAAACAGAACCAAGAGACCGGAUAGAGACCAAGAAGGAGCUGAUGAUAGAAAAGAAAGCAGAAUGGCGGGGAAUGAGGCUGGAAAAGAGGAGCAGGAGGGCAUGGAAGAAAGCACUGCAUCAGUGGGCAGGCAGGAGAAAGAAACAGAAUCCUCUGAUGCAGAGGACACAAGGACAAAGGAGCAAGACUGGGAGAGUGGAAGUGAGGCAGAAGGGGAGAGCUGGUAUCCCACUAACAUGGAGGAGCUGGUUACAGUGGACGAGGUUGGGGAGGAGGAAGAUUUUAUUAUGGAACCAGACAUCCCAGAACUGGAAGAAAUUGUGCCCAUUGACCAGAAGGACAAAAUCUGCCCAGAAACAUGUCCCUGUGUGACGUCCACCUUAGACCUGGACGUAACCAAGGAUUUCACCAACGAGUGUGUGAAGCCCGUAGGUAACGGGGCUACGGAACUCAGCCUCAAGUCACCCAGAGAUCUGCCCUCUGCUUCCACGAGCUGUCCCAGUGACAUGGACGUAGAAAUGCCUGGCCUAAAUCUGGACGCUGAGCGGAAGCCAGCUGAACGUAAGACAGACCUCUCACUGGAGGGUUCAGAUUGCUACGAGAAGCAGGCAAAGGGAGGGGAGAGCUCCGAUGUUCAUCCGGCCCCUCCACUCCAGCAAAUGUCUUCCCCCAAGCCAGCAGAGGAGGGGGCCCGGCAGCCUAGCCCACCUCUCGAUGACUGCAAGGCCGGGGGGCCCCCCGAAGAUGGGGCAUGUGAAGGCGGUCCCCUGGAGGGGAAAGCCAGCCCCCGCACCGAAACUGACCUCCAAAGCCAGGCUUGCCAAGGAGUGUCCACCCAGGAAAACUCCAGGUACAUGGAAGUAAAAUCUUUGGAUGUGAGGUCACCGGAAUACACGGAAGUGGAGCUGAAACAGCCCCUCUCUUUGCCUUCCUGGGAGCCCGAGGAUGUGUUCAGUGAACUUAGCAUUCCCCUAGGGGUGGAGUUCGUGGUGCCCAGGACUGGGUUUUACUGCAAGCUGUGUGGGCUGUUCUACACCAGCGAGGAGAUGGCGAAGAUAAGCCACUGUCGCAGUGCUGUUCACUACAGGAACUUACAGAAGUACUUGUCCCAGCUGGCCGAGGAGGGCCUCAAGGAGACCGAGGGGGCAGGCAGCCCAAGGCCCGAGGACAGCGGAAUCGUGCCACACUUUGAGAGGAAGAAGCUCUAGGCCCCUGCAGCGGCUUCAGCCGGGAGAGGACGGCCUUCUGAGGCGGGGCCUUCCUGACAUCCUGGACAGGAGCUAAAGCCUGGGAGGAAGGCAAACCAGGCCGCCUGAGCUUUUUCUCGGAGACUCAUGAAACCGCCCCUCAAGUGUCUCCCUGGUGAGAGCCGUCACCUCGUGUGUCCAGCGGCCGAGCGCUACCCUCUCUCUCCCCGUUGAUUCUUGUUUCCUUCAAUUUGCUUCUCUUCUUUCCCCUCCUCCUCUCACCUUCUGUGCCAAGGGUCAUUUAUUUUUCAUAAAACCCAACUUCUCAGGGAUUUUCACAGUGUCCAAAUUCUUGGUGGCCAGCCGGAUCAACCAAGGAAGAGAUCUCACAGAAACCCCUGGGUCAAGAACCACUUCAGGGAGCCUGGAGCAUUUUCCCUGCCUGGCAUUCUGAGCAGGGGAGCCGAGUCGGGCCCUGCAGUCCUGGAGAGGGGGGCACCCUAGACCAUCCGUUGGCAGAAGCUGGGAGUUUCUCCAGCGGGACCACUUUUGCGAAAAGCCCCCAUUUUUAAUAACUCUUUCAUCCUCUCAACUAUUCUAGAAGCCCAUCAGAUUCAUGCCUUAAAAUAAAGUUAAUGAAUUUCACAGAGGAGGAAAACCACUCUUCAUUUUGGAACCUCUGUUAAGUCCCCCCCACCGCCCACCGCCCCACAAAGUUAGUUCUGUCCUCAGGAUUUCAGGAGGUACCAGGGUUGGUUCUGUUCCAGACAAUGAAUUUGGUGUAGAUUCACUUCAAUAAAAAAUUAAAACAGUAGUGUCUUUUCCCUUCAGCUGAGACCGUAGUUGGUGUGGGCUUAGGUCAGAUGCUGGCCUCCCAGCCAUGGGUCAUAUUGCUUGAGAGACACGUAAUAAGGAAAUGGUAUCUGUCUUUGAUUCGCUCUUGGUGCCUACACUCUGGACCCCAGCAGCCUCUCAGUGGGAUGGUUUCUAAAAUGGUCUUUGUGGGUGGGGGGCGGUGGAGAAGCUAAGGAAAGAGCAAGGCUGCAGGACUGAAGAGCAGCAUUUCGGGAUUGUCAAGUAUUUAUAGGUGGGCAGGAGGUCAAGGGCAUUUCAGAGGACCCCAUGUGCAGACUUUGAUGUGGAGUGUUAUGAAGAACAGAACUUUUCUUCCUGCAUGGUUUUCUGAUUCUAGAGGUCAGUGCCUUCAGGCCCGAGACUAGAGGGUCUGAUACUCCAUCGGGAGCAUUUGGGACAGAGGUGUUAGGCUUGGCCACAGCUGUAGGGAAGACCUCAAGAAGGUAAGAGGGGAGGCUUGUGCUGUUUCCACAAGCUAAUAAGCUACUUCCCUGGCUCAGCCCCUAGAAGAUGGUUCCUAUGUUUCUAUUCCUGACCACAGAGAGAGAGAGAGACCAGGAAGGGAUUGUUUGUUUUCUAUUAUUUUUUGCAAUUUUUAUAAUAGGUGAGAUUUUUUUAUGGUAGAUACCUAUACUGCACAUUCUGUCCUCUGCACUAAUGGUGAAAGAAUAGAAAAAUCAUCUGAGUUUGACACUGACAUUUUAUCAGUAAGUCUGAGGCACAGAGAAGAAAAAAAUGUAGAAUAUAAAAUGUAUAAAAUGAUCCUGCGUAAACUUUGGGGCACAUGGUCACUGGUGAGAAGAGUUGCGGGGAACCUGUCAAAGAGAACAGUGAAGGAAAGUACCCGAGGCAGACCAGCCAGCCCCUGGGCAUGAGCAGUGAGAGGCUGGAGGAAGCAGGAAGCCUGACCUUGGCAUUAGGCCAUCUGGGGGCCUCGGAAAGGUUGGUGUCUCCAAGAGAGUGGGCUCUGAAAAUGGUGGCUCAGCUCUAGCUGCCUCCACAGGUUUUUACCUGGUGUUCUGGAGACCAGCCUCCUCCAUUUCUGGGAAAAUCUCUGGCCCUAUUUGUCUUUCCUCCCACCUGGGGGAUGUCUAGGGUCAGCUCCCUGGCCUCCUCGGGAACUUUGCUGGGAAAAGCCUACCACCUCCAUCAGAGGCUGGAACUGAGCAUUUUCAGAGAAGCUGGCAGUCUUUUCUCCCAGCAAAGUGGAAGCUGACCCCUCCGGCUCAUCCCGAAGCACUGUUUCCAUGGAAACCAGGAUAGCUGUUCAAACAGCCUCAUUCCCAAGUAGCGCAAUGGCUCCCUUGCUGAUAGACUGACCUUCUCCAUAUUGCAAAUCUGGCAAGAGCCCCUGGGAGGGAGAGAGGAGAGGCUCUCUGCGUUCAAUCAGAACCUUCAGUUUAAAAAUCAUCUAAGAUUCUGUACUGGUGUAUAUAUAUAUAUAUAUAUAUACAUAUAUAUUUAUUUCUAUUUAUUUUUAUACAAUUCCAUUGGCAUGGUCCUUUACCCACUCUAUAAUUUGCACUCCUUGUUCCUACAUGUGUCAUACACAAGGCAGUAUUAAAGAAAACCAGGAAAAUACUGAUCUAUUUUUUAAAGCUUUUCUUCAGUGUUUGUCAAACAUUUCAAAGUGUCUCCCCAAAAAGCUUGUUUGAGAGCAGCUGCUACCUUGAGCAACAGAUUCAUUUGUACCCUGGGUUAAGAUACCAAAAGGCCGAUGUACUUUUCAUUGUAAACACCCAAAAUAAAGUAUAUCCAGAUGUUAUUCCCAAAGAAUUUGGUAGAUUUGAUGUUGGUGUGAGAACAGCCAUUACUAUCCGGGUUUCCCUUUCUUGGACAAGUGUAAGGCUGUGAUCUGUUAGAAUGUACUUGAACUGGACCAGAGUUUGUUUUUUGAGCUUAUGAGAAAAAGAAAAAGAAAAACACUAGUUAAGCUUGAACUUGUAAAGUAUUGGAAUUUGUUGAGUGUCUUAUAAAUUGUCAUCGCUUUUCCUGAUCUGUAUAAUUGACCGCCAUGUUUGUUUUUACAAAAAGAAAAAAAAGAUUUUUAAUA